CAUUCAUUCAUUCAUUCAUUCACAACUGCUGUUACAUUCAUGUUCUGAAGUCUUAUUCAGUAAUCCUCGCCUGGACGAUUUCUUAACCGACUACGAAAACUCUUACUCUUAUUAUACAGCACCAUAACACGAGCGAGGAACUACUCAAAUAAACGGCCUAGCCGCGUCGAGUUCAGCUAAGAUGGCGUCAGGCGAGAUGCCCGAGGAAUACUACACAUUGGACGGCCGACUUGCUUCGUUUCAGACCACGCAGCCCGUCUCGCGACGCGCCUCAACCGCGAAGAGCAAGGUGCCUAAAGGACUGGCCUGGCCACACAGAAACUUAGACCCCGAGACUUUUGCACGCGCCGGUUUUUACUUCGCACCGACCCCUCACUUUCCCGACAACACGGUAUGCUUCCUGUGCUGCAAGAACGUGGACGGCUGGGAAGAGGAUGACAACCCUUUCGAAGAGCACUUGCGAUUGUCACCGCACUGCGGCUGGGCAAUCGUUGCAGGCAUUGAGACGAGUUUGGGUGAUUACGCAUUGGAUGAUCCUACGGGCUCCGAAAUGAUAGAGGCGCGGAAAGCAACAUUCGGGGAUAGGUGGCCACACGAUGGAAAGAGAGGGUGGAAGUGUAAGACGAAGCAGCUUGUCGAUGCGGGCUGGAAGUAUACGCCUACCAUGGACUCGGAUGAUAUGGCAACCUGCGCUUACUGUCAAUUGGCACUCGAUGGGUGGGAGCCCAAAGAUAAUCCUAUGGAUGAGCAUUACAAGCGAUCUCCUGAAUGCCCCUUUUUCGUCUUAAUCAACCAGUAUAAAUCUGCAGCACCUGCCAAAAAGAAGGGACGAGGCAAAACAGCUAGAUCCUCUAAAGCAUCGCGUCUUUCUACUCAGUCUGUUGUUACCGCAACUUCGGAAACUACUUCUAUGCUUGAACACCCCGCCGAUCACGAUGAUAGUGUUCUGACCACAACAUCCAUCAUGACACAGGGUGGCACUAAACGUCCAAGGGCUAAGAAGGCCGCUGCUUCAAAGUCAAAGAAAUCUAAAGCUAAGAAAGAGGAAGUUGUUGAAGUACUCGAAGAUCCUCCUGAGGAUCAACAACCAGAGAAUGAGGAUAUCUUACCUCAGGAAGCGGAACUCAUACAAAUGGAGACGGAAAAGGCUCCCCAAAAACCGGCACGAGGCCGCAAGCGUACGAGCGCUGCUAUAGAAGACUCUGAAAUCAUUGAAGCGGAAGCUCCAGCCCCGAAGAAGAAAGCGACACGUGGAAGAGUUGCUUCCGCCAAGGCAGAACAACCGGAAACCGAUCAUGCGAUGUUUGACCCUGAACCGCCCGGAAUAGAUGAUGCCGCAGUAGAUGCUGAGCUAAAGGCAUUGGAAGCUGAAAUGGCUGAAGCGGUAGUCGAACCAGCACAGACACUCCAAGUCCCUAAGAAGGGACGUCAGGCUGGGAUCCGCAAGGCCUCCAAACAGACCACCAAGAAGACUAAAACGAAAGCCCCUAAAGAACCCACUCCAGAACCCGAGCCUGCGGCAGAACAGUCUAUGGAUGAGCUAGCUGAAGGUCAAGAUAUGAGCCUCAUGAGCAACGCCACAAUUGUUCGAAACAACCGAGCUAGCGUAUCAUCAACCACAGCACCUAAGAAGCGUGGUCGACCGAGUAAGAAACUAACGGCGGUUCCGGUAGAGCCUCAAUCCGACCCUAUUGCUCGGUCGAGCCCGGAACCGGAACCUACGGUUGAGCAUGUGAACGAGGUUGAGGUUGAGGUCGACGCCGCACCUACUGUCACACAGAAGGCUACCAAGAAAUCGGCCCCUUCGCGGGAUAAGUCUUUACCGCCACCGCCUCCUCCUUCUGAACCAGAGGAGGUACAACGACCAGUGACGCCAGAACCAAUUAUUUCGCCUCCUCCUGCAGCCAAACAGGCCACUGUGUCGCCACCCCAAUCACCUCAAUCCUCCGACGCAGAGAACCAGCCUCCAUCCUCCAAGCCCUCUAAUACAGCUAAGAGCACGCGAGUCGCCCUAGCGCCCGUUGCUACAACCCCAGUCAGAUCAUCACCUUCUAAGCGCAACAUCAUCUCCGGGCUCCAAAGCACCAAUGCCUGGACCGCUGUGGACAUUGACGAGAUCUUCGAUGACUUGGACAAAGAAAACGCGCUGUCUAUUGGCCGUUUCCUGAACAGCGGCAUCGAACUGACAACACCCGAAAAGCAGAUGACGGUCGAAGAGUGGAUUUAUUAUAAUGCUGAGCAAGCGGAGAAGCAGCUGAAGCACGAGUGCGAGACUAUUGUUAUGGCCUUUGAGAAAGAAGGUACGAGGGCUAUGCAGGCGCUUGAGGGGAUUGUUGUAGAUUAGAGGUAUGGGAUUGGAGUGAAGAUGUCUGAUGUUGAAUACCACCUAACUUGAAGGAGAUACGGAUUGAGGUUCGUUUAUGUGCUAUGAGAUGGCGCCAUGGCUUAGAUUUGGUAUAUUUUAUGGGUUUCCUGGGCGAAAUGGUGGGCUUAUGAAGCGUGAUGAUUAUCGGGUAUGGGAAGGGAAGGGAUAAGAAUAAGGAAGGCACUGUAGUAUACUUGCUUGUUGCUGGUGUGUUCGGUGGUGAAUGUGAAUGUGAGUUAUGGGUGAAAUAUGAUUAUCAAUUUAACGCAGGGUUGUGUCUAGGUUUGGUUUAAGUGGUUGUGUGUGUGUGAACAUGCUGAAACUGAGUUUGAGGUACGCUGUUGGCUCUAUCUGUUACGGGAAUCGAUGGCUUUGGUUUCGAAAGUUGUGAUGAAAUGUUAUUAGGUUUCUUGUUCGUAGAGUUAGUUGUAUAAAGGGAUAGGUUUCGUUGUGUUGGCGGACUUUAGCUUGAAGAUUGAGUCUAUAUGUCGAGG
Xylaria bambusicola is the source of this 2859-nucleotide messenger RNA. RefSeq lists its product as uncharacterized. The record is from RefSeq and is a predicted model, not a curated record. The transcript has 4 exons. Lineage: Eukaryota; Fungi; Ascomycota; Sordariomycetes; Xylariales; Xylariaceae. The coding region runs from base 182 to 2344 and encodes 720 amino acids.